AAAAGAGAAAGAAAAGAAAAAAGUCGAAUGAAACCAAAUUCGUCAAAGAUGAGGAAAAGAAAUCGUACAAACGUUUGUAUUAAAUUGCACGAAAUCAAUCAAACGACAAAAGAAAAACCAAAACAAAUAUAGUUGGUAAAACGUAAAAAGGGAAAAAUUAGAAAAGGAAAAAAAAUUAAAGAAUUAGAAUUAGAAAUAGAAAUAAAAGAAAAAUAAAACAACGAUAAAACAACGAUAAAAUCACUUAAACAAAUGUUGGAAAAAGUAAAAUUUGAAAAGAAAAUUGUUUCCAACCAACUUGCUUUAAAUAUACGACGACAAUUUGAAAAUCUUUUCUCCAAGUGAUGUGAUGGAUGGAUGAACGGCUUUGUAUAAUGAUUGUGAUGAGAUAGAUAUCAAGCCAUAUGGACUCGGCCUUGUCCUUCGGCCUCUCUUACUAAGGUAAAACAAGAUGGGAGCAGGUAACAAUCGGCCAAGAAUUAGAGAGGAGCAAAGUUUCCAUGCAAGUGGGGUGUGGGUGGGAUAAGAAACGAUGGUUUGAAUAUAGGACAAUCGAUAACACCGAGAAUUAUCAUUUUGAUCCAUCAUCCAUCGGUUGGGAAAAAAAAAGAGAGGAAGGAGGGAAGAGGGAAAUGAAAUGAAAUGAAAUGGCAAAAGAAAUUGUUUUGAUUUUAACGAUAAGAAUUGUAAAUCUUUUAUGAAAUUUUCAUGCUUUUUUCAUGCAUCUUCCAAGGAAAACAAUUAAUAGUGACAUGAAUGAUGAUGAGUCACGAGUUACAUACAAAAUCAUAAGCACUUGAGAAUAGAAUCAUAAAUUUGAAAUCAAAAAAAGACGAAAAACCACGUUAAACGAUAUUGAAAAAAGAAAAAAGAAAGAGAAAAAAAAAAAGACCAAAAAAAAAAAUCUCGUGAUGAUUAUUCUCUUUUUUUGUUUUUCUUUCAAAAGAUGCUGCUUGUAAUGUCUAAUUUUUAUCUUUUGUGAUUUUCUGAUAAAUUCAAUUGUCAAUUUCUCCAAGUAGAUGUUUCAUUUUGAUUUUUGAUUUUUGAUUUUUGAUUUUCAUCUAUUCUCAUUCACCCUGUUUUUCGGAAUACAGCCACAAAAAAAAUCUUGAUUUUUCAUCAAUCCUUCGAGAUUUAGUUUAGUAUUCUAUAGAAAAUGAAAUCGCACAUCUCUCUAUACUAUACUAUACUAUACUCGCAAUUCAUUCCAUACUUUCGUAUUGCUCUUCCUUUACCUGUCAUUCCUGUUUGUUUUCUUUUCUUUCUACAAUUCAUUCGUUAUUCCUUUCAAUAUUUAUUUUAUUUUAUUUUAUUCAUUUCUCUUUCUUUCUCUCUCUCUCUCUCUUUUUUUUUUUUUUUUUUUUUUUUCUUUCCAUUUAAAAUUACAACUCAUUCAUUAUUUCCAAAUCACAGACCCUUGCUUGUUUCGUCCAGCAAAACAUUUCCAUCGUCUGGUUUGUCUCUCAAAAAAUAAAAAUUAACAAACGCAAAUAGUCCACAAUUAAUAAGAAUAAUAAUAAUCAUAAAAAACAAAAGGUAUUAGUAGACGUAUA
Schizosaccharomyces octosporus yFS286 is the source of this 1553-nucleotide messenger RNA. RefSeq lists its product as uncharacterized. The coding region runs from base 1157 to 1474 and encodes 105 amino acids. The record is from RefSeq and is a predicted model, not a curated record. Lineage: Eukaryota; Fungi; Ascomycota; Schizosaccharomycetes; Schizosaccharomycetales; Schizosaccharomycetaceae. The transcript has a single exon.